ACCGCCCAGAUAUUCAUGACAAUUCUGUUAUUUAGUGUUUUUCUUAACAUUUAGAUGUCCUCCGACGAGUUUACGUACACGUAAAUGCUGAUGUAAGAAGCACUCCUGUAUUCGUUCUAAAUUUUCACACAAUUUGAUAAUUUAUUCGUGAGCAGAAUCGUUACCGUGUACCCUGAUAAAUAUAAAACAGUUCGCCAUAUUCACUUGGAUAAAAUAGCAAAAUGGAAAGCUCAACGAAAGACGCAGUUUCCGAUGUUAUUUCGACGAAGAGAUCGUCAAGAGUUUCCUUCAUAAAUGAGAUACAAUCUAACGGCAAAGACCAUCAGAGAUUUGGGAUCACCAUCCGAAAUCCCUCUACAACUCCACUCUACAGUUCCAAACAAUUGCUGAAUCUAGGCUUUCUGGAAAAGUACACAUCAUGUCGCUGGCUGAUGGCCUUUUCAUGUUUUAUCAUGGUCACGUGUUCCAUUAUGUUACGACAAUGUAUGAGUAUGGCUGUCGUGUGCAUCGAAUCCAAUUAUGACGCUGGAACCAAUUUUGAUAUGGGAAAUCAAUCGAACACAAACGCAACGAUAGAUUCCAAAACUCAGAGAGGGCUGUGGGACAUUGUUUGGGACAGUGAGAUGGAGGGCCUGAUUUUGCAGUCCUAUUUCUACACAUAUCCUAUCACGCCUUUGAUUGGCGGGUAUCUGUCUGGAAGAUUUAGCGGGAAGAAGGUGGUGAUUGUUAUGACUUUGUGUUUGGUUCUUCUGUCAGCUGUCUUACCAAUUGCUGCCACAGUCAAUCCCUACCUUGUUGUAGUUCUGCGAUGCUGCAUCGGAUUAUCCUCGGGAGGUCUACAACCUAGUGUAACGGCCAUUGUUUCCAAAUGGGCGCCAGUGUCUGAGCGUGCGCAGAUAGUUGCUGUUGCAAAUGCAGGUUUGAUGAUCGGAUCAAUAUUUUCCUUUUCGCUCUCUGGAUUUAUAUGCAUGAUUCCAAUUCAUAACGGAUGGCCGUUCAUUUUCUACGUCUUUUGCAUUGCCAAUGUGUUGUCUCUGCUGUUAUGGGUAUGUAUGGUAUACGACAGACCGGAUGAUCAUCCCAGAAUUACGUGGAAAGAACGGGCAAUCAUCAACUACAAACGACGGGACAGCACAUUAGAAAAGAUGCCCUCACCGCCUUGGAUAAAAAUCUUGACUUCCGGUCCUUUCUGGGGACUCAUGAUGGCCCAUAUGUCACACGCCUUUCUAUUUACGACCAUAGGAACUUUCCUGCCUUUAUACAUGAGUGACGUAUUGAAGUUUGAGAUAGCUACGAAUGGUUUGUUGUCUUCUUUACCAUUCAUUGGUCGGUUCGUCGCGGCCAUUGCUAGCGGAAUGUUGGCAGAUAAACUUAUGACCAAGGGAUAUCUCUCGGUAACGGCCACAAGAAAGAUUUUUCACGCCUCAGGUAUGGUGUUGUCUACACCCUUUCUGAUUUGGAUGAGUUACAUGGAGCAAUCCGAGAGGACAACAGCUGUUAUUCUAUUGGUGACAUACUGGACAGUUCAAUCACUGAAUAAUUCGGGCUUCCGAGUCAAUCACAUCGACAUCGCACCUAGAUUUGCCGGUGUUUUGAACGGCAUGACAACUAGUUUGGCGUCAGCAGCUGCAGUACUUUCGCCCAUCGUUACAUCGGAGUUAACCAAAAACGGCACUCGAGAGGAAUGGCAAACCGUCUUCUUUAUCUGCACCGGGGUAGGACUGACAGGGGCCAUGGCGUUCGUCCUCCUUGGUAGUGGAGUGGAACAGGAGUGGGCCAAGGACCCCAACAUGAACGUCGAAAUAGAUGUGUAUACCACGGAGGAAGAUAAAAGUACGAUGUUAGGAAUUAUGGGUAACGGAACUGAUAUAGGACAAGAUAGGGACGUCAACGGAAGUUUGAAAAACAUUAACGAAAUCCAGAAAGGGGCUGUAAAUAGAGCCUUUGAUGACCAGGACAUUAAAGAUAUUAUAGGACAUGUAAAAUUGUCUUCAUCGUUUAAAUCCCAGUCACGUGAUUUUGAUGUACCAAUAAGAGACAACAUUGAUUCUUGUGAUGAUAAAAACAAUUUUGAAAAUGAAAGAGAUUCACCGGUGAUUCAUAAAACAGACAAGGAUGAUCAAUCUUCAACUUUUGUACAGAGAACAAAACACACAAGAGAAAAUUUAAGACUGAAUUUUCCUGAAAGUAAAUAUGUAACGGAUGAUAUCAGCAGUGCCGAAAGUAAUGAACUAGUUAUUACACACCUGUGAUAUCACUAGGAAUUGUACAUUAUCUGAUUUGUAUUUCAAAGGAAUGUUCAGAAUUGUCGAUAAUUUUAAUUUUUCCUUGUUCAUAACCCUUAUCGAUAUGCAUAUUAUGAGGUAGGUCCACCAGCCUAUAAAACAAGGCAUACCAAGGGGUUUACCUUUUCGUUUGUUUUAGGAAAAUAAAACCCAUCAAACAUUA
Molecule: messenger RNA, 2448 nt
Organism: Ostrea edulis (European flat oyster)
Lineage: Eukaryota; Metazoa; Mollusca; Bivalvia; Ostreida; Ostreidae
Exons: 11
Coding region: 222-2252 (676 amino acids)
Biological process (GO): transmembrane transport; monoatomic anion transport
Molecular function (GO): transmembrane transporter activity
Source: RefSeq, a predicted model, not a curated record